AGUGCUCUAACUAAACCAAAUAUGGCCAUAGUACUAGAGAAUCCCCGACAGGAUUUAGCACUCCAUACAUUUUCCCUGCAACUCGGUCGGUUCUCCUUCCCCAUAUCGUUCCUCUCCUGAUACGUGGCGAAGGAGGAACUGAACGUCUGAAUCUGAACCCUUUCGUUCCUCUCCUAUUCGAACUCCUCGCAGCCAAAUCCGAUGGCGGCCUCAUCAUCAGCGGGACCCUCGGCGGUAGACGCGGCCUCUCUCGCCGCGGUGGCGGAGGCGGCGCCGCCGGAGGAGAUGACGCUGGUGGUGAAGUGGCGCGGGCAGGAGCAAACGGUGCGGAUGGUGGGGGACGAUACGCUCGGUGAGCUCAAACUGCGCAUCUGCGAGGUCACCGGGGUGCUCCCCAAGCGUCAGACGCUACUCUACCCCAAGCUCAUACUUAAGGACAUGGACGACUCCACCCUCCUCUCCUCCAUCCCUUUCAAGCCCAACGGGAAGAUCAGCAUGAUCGGUACAAUUGAAGAAGAAAUAUUUGUCGGCCAAGAAGAUGAUCCGGAGUUACUUGACGAUUUUGACUUUGAGCAGAAUGAAGCUACACCCAUUAAGGAUAAAGAUGUCUACAAGCAAAAAUUAAAGCGACGCGCAAGUCGUUAUAAGAUCAAGCUCUUGAAUCCGUGCCGCAAAGGAAAGAAGCUGCUUGUCCUUGACAUUGACUAUACUCUGUUUGACCAUAAGUCAACAGCUGAGAAUCCUAUGGAACUCAUGCGCCCAUAUCUUCACCAGUUCCUCACAGCUGCAUAUGCAAAAUAUGACAUCAUGAUAUGGUCAGCAACUAGUAUGAAAUGGGUGGAGUUGAAAAUGGAACAACUUGGAGUUCUUAGCAACCCUGACUUCAAAAUUACUGCUCUUAUGGAUCACUUGGCUAUGAUAACUGUGCAAUCUGAAAAUCAAAGUAGAAAGAAGACUUUUGACUGCAAGCCUCUUGGUGUCAUUUGGGCUCAGUUCCCUGAGUACUACAACGAAAAGAACACCAUAAUGUUUGAUGAUCUAAGAAGGAAUUUCGUCAUGAAUCCACAGAACGGUCUCGUGAUCAAGCCAUUCAGGAAAGCGCACUCGAACAGGCAUGAUGAUCACGAGCUGGUAAAGCUUACACACUACCUGCUUUCGAUCGGAGACCUAGAAGAUCUCAGCAAGCUUGACCACGGUAAAUGGGAGUCCUUUGUAGAUGAGAGCGUAAAGAGACGCAAGCGCUCUUAGUUUCCGUCAGUAUAGUGACUGUCAGAAAGAAAAACAGAACACCCAUUUUCUUUUCUUUUCAGUGCUACGGAUACCUCGCAGAUUAGAGUAACCGAAUGACCAGGAUUUACUUUGAACAAUCUGGGGCUUCAGCCUCGUCAAGUUACAGUGCUUCCUGCUUCCUGAAUC
Molecule: messenger RNA, 1416 nt
Organism: Zea mays
Lineage: Eukaryota; Viridiplantae; Streptophyta; Magnoliopsida; Poales; Poaceae
Biological process (GO): regulation of proteasome assembly
Cellular component (GO): nucleus
Molecular function (GO): protein binding; phosphoprotein phosphatase activity
Source: RefSeq, marked validated